Fusarium oxysporum Fo47 is the source of this 3039-nucleotide messenger RNA. Its product is annotated as glycoside hydrolase superfamily. The record is from RefSeq and is a predicted model, not a curated record. Gene Ontology annotation, molecular function: beta-galactosidase activity. The transcript is spliced from 6 exons. Gene Ontology annotation, biological process: carbohydrate metabolic process. Lineage: Eukaryota; Fungi; Ascomycota; Sordariomycetes; Hypocreales; Nectriaceae. The coding region runs from base 1 to 3039 and encodes 1012 amino acids. Gene Ontology annotation, cellular component: vacuole.
AUGAAACCUUUUCGUCAUUUUGUUUGUCAACUCGUCGCGUUCUGCCUAUUGGCGGCCGAGCUGUCAAGCUCUGCACCAAGUGCGUCUGUUAAUAGUACCGCAAAUGCUCAGCUUCAAAAUCUUGUAACCUGGGAUGGGGACUCGAUCCGGGUUCACGGAGAACGGAUUAUGUUCUUUUCCGGAGAAGUACACCCCUUCCGCCUUCCUGUACCGGGCACUUGGCUUGAUAUCUUCCAGAAACUGAGAGCAGGUGGUUUCUCCGGAGCUUCCUUUUAUCUUAUGUGGGGACUGUUAGAGGGCCAGCCUGUUCAUGUACGGACUGAAGGCGUCUUCGCUCUGGAAGAAUUCUUCCAAGCGGCGUCGGAAGCGGGUAUCUAUCUGUUGGCUCGGCCAGGCCCUUACAUCAAUGCCGAGGUAUCAGGAGGUGGUUUCCCGGGCUGGGUGCAGCGCUUGAAGGGAACCAUACGUACAAACGACUCGGAAUUCACCGAAUCCACCAUGGCAUACCUUUCUCACGUUGGUGGCAUCAUUGCAAAAGCCCAGAUCACGAAUGGUGGGCCUGUGAUUCUUGUCCAGCCUGAGAAUGAGUAUUCGAUUUGUUCGACAUAUGCUUCUGGAAAUAUCACGGGUUGCCUACAGCCAGACUACAUGGAGUUCAUAGAAUCGCAGCUUCGGAAUGCCGGUGUUACAGUUCCAUUUAUCAGCAACGAUGGUGUGCCGGUAGGAAACUGGGCUCCCGGUUCUGGAGCUGGGGCUGUAGACAUAUAUGGGAUGGACCACUACCCAUUCUCUUGGGGUGUUGGCUGCGACAAUCCUUCCAACUGGGCGCGUGGCGAAUGGCUUCUGAAUAACAUCAAUGCUACAGUCCAGAAAAGAAUAAGUCCAAAUACCCCAUUCGCAAUGACGGAGUAUCAAGGAGGAGCAGCAGACUUUUGGGGUGGAACUGGCGUCGAAUCUUGCACGGCUUUAAUUAAUCACGAGUUUGCUCGGGUCUUUAACAAGCUUAUUUAUGGUUUGAAGGCUACAGUUGUCAACUUUUACAUGAUAUUCGGGGGUACCAAUUGGGGUAACCUGGGGCAUGCAAAGGGCUACACCUCAUACGACGUGGGCGCAGCAAUCUCAGAGAAUCGUGCUAUUGAUCGCGAAAAGUAUAGUGAACUUAAGCUCCAAGGCUAUUUCUUCCAGUCGUCACCUUCUUAUCUUGAAUCUUCUCCUGACAAUGGCACUUUUGGGAAGUUCACCGACAGCCGCAAGGUGGUAGUAACUCAGCUGAAAUCUACCAAGACAGCCUACUACAUUGUGAGGCAAGCAGACCAUACCGCUCGCGUUCCAAACUUCUAUUCUUUAGCCAUUCCCACGAGCAAAGGCAAACUGACUGUCCCGCGGCUUGGAGGUCAAUUAAUCCUAAAUGGCCGAGAUAGCAAGAUUCACGUUGUGGAUUACCCCGUUGGCAACGCCAAUCUUGUCUACUCCACAGCAGAAGUCAUGGCAUGGCGACGGUUCAAAUCGCGGACAGUUCUUAUCCUCUACGGGGGAGAUGGUGAAACACAUGAAUUUGCCGUCGAGCAUGAACACGAAUGCCCAGAAUCUAGUGGGGGAAACCGUUUUAGAUGCCGCUCGAUCGAUUCACUGCUUACUAUCAACUGGGAUGUGCAACCUGAGGGUCAGGUUCUCCGCUUUUCUUCAGGGCUCGAAGUCCAUCUUCUCUGGCGAAAAGAUGCUUACAACUACUGGAUACUGGAUCUCCCUGCACCAGCGCCCAUAAAUAACUAUACAUCGUUCUCUAGGCUGGAAUCUACCAACUCUAGCGUCAUUAUCAAGGCCGGCUAUCUUAUGAGAACUGCCAGGAUGUCGGAGGGUGCUCUGUUUCUCACUGGAGACGUGAACCGAACAACGGAAGUAAAUAUCGUUGGGGCUCCCGUGAUCCCCACUAAGCUGUACUACAACGGUCAGCGGGUUCAUACUACGGGCAAAGGAUCGCAAAUCUCAAGCCUGAUAGAGUACCGAGACCCAAAGAUACUUUUACCGGAUCUUAGCAGCUUGGAAUGGAGAUAUCUCGAUACACUACCGGAAGUGCACACUGGGUAUGAUGAUUCGAAGUGGGUUCCCUGCACAAACAUGCAUACAAACAACACCCGCACCUUGACUACCCCCACCUCACUAUACGCCAGUGAUUAUGGUUUUCACUCAGGUUCCUUGUUAUACCGAGGACAUUUUACUGCUACAGGGCAUGAGUCGUCGCUGUUGAUCUCGACGCAGGGGGGAGAGGGUUUUGGACACUCCAUUUGGCUGAACUCGACAUUCCUUGGCUCCUGGCCUGGCCAAACCGGGGUACUCUCUCGAAACCAAACAUUUAGCUUUCCUGGGAAGCUCCAGGCACAUAAGCCUUACGUCGUUACUUUCUCAGAUGCUCAAGAAAUGAAGGAACCUCGCGGAAUUUUGGACUACAAGCUUUCCGGCCAUACCAGAAAAUCAGAUAUCUCCUGGAAAUUGACAGGAAACCUUGGCGGAGAACAUUACCAGGACCAUAGCAGAGGGCCUCUGAAUGAGGGAAGCCUAUAUGUCGAAAGAAAAGGUUUUCACCUACCGGGGGCUCCUACGGGUAAAUGGGAAAAGACUAAGCUUAAUGGCUUGAGCCAAGCCGGCAUUGGCUGUUUUGCAACGACGUUCAAUCUUGACUUUCCACUCGGUUACGAUAUUCCUAUCAGCCUGGGUAUCAAAAACACGACGAUGCCUGCGGAGAAUAACGACGUUGGCAGAAAGGCGGUUGCGAACUUUCGGAUCCAGAUUUUUGUCAACGGAUGGCAGCUGGGUAAAUAUGUGAACAAUUUGGGCCCUCAAACCUCGUUCGUGCUGCCUGAAGGGAUACUCAACCAUCACGGCCCCAACUAUAUAGUUUUGACGCUGUGGUGCCUGGAUAGAUCUGGAGUGAAGCUUGAAGGGGUUUCGCUAGAGGUUGAUGCCGUGAUACAGUCAGGAAAGAGGGAAACAAGACUGGUUGAAGGCAGUAGAUUUAGCCACAGGCCAUAUGCUUACUAA